Molecule: messenger RNA, 1302 nt
Organism: Brugia pahangi
Lineage: Eukaryota; Metazoa; Nematoda; Chromadorea; Rhabditida; Onchocercidae
Source: the annotation of a GenBank genome assembly
AUGUGUCAUUACAGCACUGUUGGAAAUGAAAUUGACUUCGGUGGACAAAAGAUUGUAACACUAGGACCACCACGAAGCGGUUUACAACGAGCAGUUUUCGAUGAGGUGCCGGUAGAUGAUAUCAACGGAUUAACUGGUAAUGACAACUGCCCACUUACAGGAGAAAUCACGCAACUAAAGAAUGAUAUCGAUGCAUACGAUGACAAAGUAGUGGAUUUACGAGGAGAGGACCCACUGUUUAUACCAAAGCCGUAUCGGAAUGAAAAGGAGGAACAGAAGGUAACAAAGUCAUCUGCAACAGUAGCAGGAAAAAAUAGAGCAUCAUUUACGACACUUCCACAGAUCGCUCCAGUACAUCUUACUGUGAAGCUGCCGUUGCCUUCUCAGCCGCCAGUUCGAUCAUCACAGCUACUUCCACGAAAAGAAUUCCUGUUUAAAUCAACACCAUUACCAAGAAUUAUCACUCAACAACAGUUGUCGACAAGAACGUCAUUCAGACCUAAAACAAAGACGUCUUUUUUGGUGUCUCGAUUGCCUCAGUUUGUGAAACAGCCCCAGCAGCUUCGAACUAACUUGAUUGCACCAACAUCAACAACAAUUUCACCGCAUCCUACAGAAACAGUACCGACCAUACCGCACGCGCAAUCAUCACAACCAUCUUCACAGAUCGGCCUUCCAUCACAAUCCCACUCAACUUCCAAUUCAUUAAGGACAGGAGUAUGUCAUGCAUCCAUUUUCUACAUAUCUACACCCAUGCAAAAUCCCAAAAAGCAUUCAUUUACACAUUUUGCUAUCACUGUAUCAACCGACCAGUGUGCUAGAACUUGCCAUGAAUUUAAUUGUGCCAUAGCACAUUACGAUCCCAUCACAGGACGUUGCCAGUUCAAUCCAUCAACUGCAUUCGCAAUGCGUAAGGGACAAUGCCCUCCCUGGCCUGCUACCCAUUACAAGAAUAAUAUCCAAACAAAUACUCCGCUCCGCAUAUUUUGUGUACAGUGUCAUCGAAGUUUUCGAAGAGGACGAGUAGGCAAUCAAGGUCGUUUCAGAACAGCUGUUUUGAGGACUCUCUACACCGGAAGAUUGCCAAAUUCGUUACAAAGCAGUGGACUUGCACGGAUGCAUUCAGUACUCUUAAAGCAACAAGGUGUAAUUAUGGGAUCAUCAUUUGGUAAUAUCACUUCGACACUCAAAGGACAAAAGGAACAAAUCGAUAAUGAGCAGAAAUUCAUCGAUGACACUGGUCAUCAUUGGGACAGGAGUGAAAUAGAGGUGGAAGCAGACAAUGAUAAUUUCGAGAAGUAG